Molecule: messenger RNA, 843 nt
Organism: Cooperia oncophora
Lineage: Eukaryota; Metazoa; Nematoda; Chromadorea; Rhabditida; Trichostrongylidae
Source: the annotation of a GenBank genome assembly
AUGCUUGAGGAAAAGCUGAUCGUUGGCGUCGCUUCUGCCUGCUCCACUUUGGCCAUUGUUGCCUGCUUGGUCGUGGUUCCUUCACUCUACAACACCAUCAACGAAAUCCACGAUGAAGGUCCUCGACGGAUCACCGUCGCUCCUCCAACCAAGCCUCGUGAAAGCCCCUUCGCCUCGAUCUUCCGUGACAAAAGACAGGCCGGUCUUCCCUCAUACUGCCAGUGCACAACUCCAACGGUCAACUGCCCACCUGGACCUCCUGGACCUCCUGGACAGCCUGGAUCACCUGGACAACCCGGCUCACCUGGUCCUCCUGGUGCAGAUAACACAGUUACAUACGCUCCCAUAGUCUGCCCCGGAAGAGACACUACAUGCAUCCAGUGCCCAGCAGGACCACCUGGACCAUCAGGACCAGCUGGUGCUCCCGGAAAUCCUGGACCUGACGGAAACCCGGGUCAGGCUGGAUCUCCUGGUCAGGAUGGACAACCGGGACCAGCUGGACCUCCCGGAGAUGCUGGAUCACCAGGAAAUCCUGGAGGCGAUGGACAACCUGGAUCGCCCGGAAACAGCGGCACCACAUCAACUCCCUCUCCCGGCCCACCUGGAACUACUGGACCAACUGGACCACCUGGUAACGCCGGUAGUCCAGGACAACCAGGAAACGCAGGAAAUCCCGGAUCGCCAGGACCUGCUGGACAGCCUGGAGGACCGGGACAGCCUGGAUCAGACGGUACUCCAGGAAACCCUGGAGGAACUGCGCCACCAGGAGGUGAUGCCGCCUACUGCCCCUGCCCUCCUCGCUCAGCAGUGUUCGUAGCCCGUCGUCGUAUUGCCAAGCACUAA